GAGAACUACAAAAAAGGAGGACGGCCACGUAGCUCGCUCGUUAGCGUCAACGGCAGCAGCAGCGACGUUUAUAGCAAACUAUUUUGUCUUUUCUUUCUUUAAAAGAGGUUAUGUUUGUACCACUGGUGCCAAUUGCUUUAAUUCUCUCGUCAGAACUAUUUGCCGUUUUCGUAUUAGUUUAUUUAAAGCAGUUAGCUUAAGUUAACUGAACGGAGCUAACCUUAACUGCACCUUGAAGGGGGGAACCGUAUUCCCGUAUUACAGCCUAAAACUUUAUACUCUAUUACCCGUACACUACAGCGUUAUGGAGCCCGAUGAGUCAGAGCCUGAGAUCAUCCCGAGCCGAGUGAUGGAGAGACGUGAGGCUGAGCUGGAGGAGGAAGCUGCUGAGGAGACAGACCAACGGGAACUGAAGAGUUGCCGGGUUGUUCUGGAUCCACUCCACAUAGAUGAAAGGACCCAGAGAAAGGAAAUCGAGGAGAAAGAAGAUAUGAACCGAAAAGGUUUGAAGCCAGUCUCCCGAAUCCCCACUUACCAGAAGCGACCGGGCAGUGGCGGUCAGGCCGCCGAGCGAGCAGGCGGCGGAGGUCAGGCCGCCGAGCGAAAGGGUGGAGGAAGUCAGACCACUGAUCCUCCCUCUCCCAGAAAAGACGGCCCAGUUCACGUAGCGCAAUCUUCUGUCAGAGCCGGAAGUGCAAGCUUGGAAACUUUAAAGUCCAAACUCCCUGAGGUGGGAGAAUGGGCCCCGCCUCCUCUGUCCGUUCGCGUUCCCAGCUUUAUCACGACCUCAAUGUCCGGCAACGCGGAACAAGCUGCCACUGCGGAUCACACCUUUGCCAUCGCCGCCCCGAAAACCAAGAGUGUCUCAGAGUCUAUUCAGGGUGUCAUGAUCGCCAGCCCCAGACCUCCUCUGAGGCCAGAGCAGGAUAUGAACAAACGCUCCAAACCUAAAGUGGGUAGCACACCAGAAGGACUUCUGAGUUCCCUCCUGCAGGAGAGCGUCCUCAGCCAGAAGCCAGACGAAAAACACCCAGGGAUGACCCUCUCCGCCUGCGGAGACACCGAGAAAUCUGAAGAGAAGGCUGACGUUGCCGUGGUCGAGCAGACGGAGUGCAUUAUGGAAGAAGAACCGCUUUUGGAGCCGGUGACAGCAACUGAAUCCCAGAGCAGCCGAUCGUCUUCGGACGCCGACCUUGCAUCCGAAAAAUCCGAGGGCAGCAAUUCAGAGGAUGUGGAGGAACAUCAGGAACCGCUCCAAAGCCAACGAAAGCUUUCAGAUUCUGAAGCAGAAGAACCCUGUAUGGAUGACUCCGCCUCUCACGUGGAACCAAACAAAGCAGCUAGUGGGAAGAUCACCCAGUCCUUUAAGAGGUCGAUGUGCUCCAUCGUUUCUCUCUUCCUUUUGCUGCUGGUGGGAGGGCUCGGCCUGCACGUCUGGCUCUAUGGGCUUCCCACGUCCGUGGCUCAGCUAGCGGCACAGCUGGAGCUGCACCAGAUGGAGGGCAUCGGCUUGGUGCCGGAGCACUGUAGCUCAGACUGCCGAGUGCAGCUGGUGGAGAGCAUCCCCGUCGGCCUGUACCCGUACUCCUCGUCGCCCGGGCCGAGCAUCGCAGACAGCUGGCUCCGUCUGCUGGACGAGGCCCACAGCUCGGUCCACAUCGCUGCGUUUUACUUUACGCUGCGGGACAGCGACGUCCAAUCAGCCGAUCCCUCAGACUCCCAGGGGAGGAAAGUCUUCGAGCAGCUCAAGAAACUUGAAUCCAGAGGCGUGAAACUCCAGAUUGCUGUCAACGCCCCUCAAACCUCAACGCAGGACACAGCAGAACUGAGCGCAGCAGGUGCGCAGGUCAGAGAGGUGAACCUGAGCGCCGUGACUGGAGGCAUCGUUCACACCAAGCUCUGGGUCGUGGACCAGAAGCAUUUCUACCUGGGUAGCGCUAACAUGGACUGGCGCUCUCUCAGUCAGGUGAAGGAGGUGGGUCUGUCAGUGGAGGACUGCAGCUGCCUGGCUCAGGAUGCCUUUCGGCUCUUUGGGGUGUACUGGGCCGUCGGUGGGGCCCAGAGCGGCUCCCUCCCUCCGUUCUGGCCCGCCCGUCUGUCCGCUCUGUCCAGCGCUGACCAACCUCUGCACCUAAACUUUAAUGGAGUCCCUGCUCAGGUCUAUCUGUCUAGCGCGCCGCCGCCCAUCUCAGCCAGAGGGCGCUCCGACGAUCUGUCCACCAUCCUGUCUGUCAUCGACGACGCCCAGAGGUUUAUCCACAUAUCGGUCAUGGACUACCUCCCUCUGUCUCAGUACACAGAGCCAGUACAGUUCUGGCCCGCCAUCGACUCCAGGCUGCGCGCCGCGGCGUGCACCAGAGGGGUGCAGGUCAGACUGAUGGUCAGCUGCUGGGAGCACUCGCCGGCCUCCAUGUUCAUCUUCCUGCAGUCGCUGCUGGUGCUCAGCAGGGCUCCCCUCCAAUGCAACAUUGAUGUGAAAAUCUUUACGGUGCCGUCAACAGAAGAGCAGAUGAAGAUCCCCUUCGCACGUGUCAAUCACGCCAAAUACAUGGUGACAGACAGAGUGCUCUACAUAGGCACGUCCAACUGGUCACAGGACUACUUCACGCACACGGCCGGCGUGGGCCUGGUGGUGAACCAGACCGGCUCGGCCGUAAAUGAGGGCCAGCAGACGCUGCCCGGCCAGGCGGAGCAGCUCUUCCUCCGGGACUGGGACUCCUACUACGCCAGCCAGCUCUAUGUCGAUGACCUGGACGUCUGUCCCCACAGACGGGGCUUUGUCCACCAGUGAAGCACGAAUCCUUUUAACACGAACGCUCCAGUGGCUCUCGCCACUUGAACUUUCCUCUAAAAUAUACGGAUUUGGUUCGCUUCCGACCAAACGGCUGGAUUUUAA
Molecule: messenger RNA, 2896 nt
Organism: Gambusia affinis (western mosquitofish)
Lineage: Eukaryota; Metazoa; Chordata; Actinopteri; Cyprinodontiformes; Poeciliidae
Gene: pld7
Product: phospholipase D family, member 7
Exons: 12
Coding region: 305-2791 (828 amino acids)
Molecular function (GO): catalytic activity
Source: RefSeq, a predicted model, not a curated record